AUGGACCUUGAGCACGAGGUAUAUUCUAGGGUAUCAGUUUUCACACUUGUCAAGUGAUUCAGGUUUUUUGCCAUACAGUGCAACAUUUUUCCUCAACCUCCCACCCUUUGCCAUUUGAACAAAAAAAGUUUUGGUUUGCCACCAAUUUAUUAGGUUCUGCAAACUUUUCCUCUUUCUCCCUUUGUCCUUUGAAGGUUGCGAAGAAAGUGCUGUUGCGUUGUCGUAUGGCGGACAAAUGACAUUCAUUUUAUGAGAACUGAUAAAGCUCCUUUUUCGGAGCGACAGUUGUAUCAUAUCCGACUUGUCUUUAGCACUUUACAAUCAUCUAUUUAAUUCAAAUUCAUCAUUUAAAAAGUACUAGUUUAUGGUUGUUUACCAUUUUACCACGAAUUCCCGGAAAUUCCAGUUGGGAUGUAAAUGGUAAACGUUAUUUUUGGUUCGUCGCACUGGAAAUUCCCUGGACGAACGGAAAUUCUGAAAAGGUAGUCCUAUUUUCCCGACUGGGACGUUCCGAGUGGAAAUUCGUUUCUUGAGUUUCGUACCAGAUUCAUGUUGUAACUAAAAUCCCGUCUAGCGCGGCGCGACGAUUCGGAAAUUUUAGGCAAAUGGUAAACGACAGGUACUGUUCUUACCGACCGAAAAUUCCCAGCCGAAAUUUCCUGAUAUUUUCUAUAAACGGUAAACAGCCUAUGUAACACUUAUAACAUGAGGAUUAUAAGUUAUUGGAGCAAAUGAUUUCUGAGCUCAUCUUGCUUUUUCAGCUUGUCUAUUUUCUUUUAUUUAUGCCGUGUUUGUGGUUUUCAAUUAAUCUAUUUUAUCCAUUUGAUCUGUGUACAGGGUUCACCAGUGGUGUGCGAGAACAUCUUACGAGGAAACGUCCAGCAUCUCAAAAGACUUCUUCGUCUCAACCAUUUAAAUGUUGCGCGAAUUAAAGAGCUGGAAUUUUUUGAUGCUCAUUUCAUCGAGUGCGAAAUGGUAAGCAAACUCACAACCGGCUUUGUAUCCACGAGCACGUAGUCAAAAUUACAAAUAUUUAACAAUGCACGACUGAAUGGGGCUAAUAUGUAAUAUGAAGGUGUCUUUCGGAGCUCGACCUUCGGCCUCGGUGAAUUACACCUUCCGAGAAAAGCGAAAUUUAAUCAUUACUUUCAUUCACGCAGAAUUUCAUCUAACACUUUCUUGUUCCUUUAAAGUUUUAGAAUAUGAACCGAUGUUUUCUUUUUUGUAGGUAUAUUCCUAAAAAGCAGCUAAGGUUCAUAUUUAUCGAGUGGCUUUUUUUGCAGGUUCUUGUUUAUUUAAUUUAAUUUUUAUUGUUUGUUUGUUUGUUUGUUUUUUCAGUCAUUACUAGCUUGGAAGUAGUGAGUAACAGUAGCUGUUUUUUUGAACUUCUUGUUUCUAUUUUCAACCCGCAGAAAAAAAUAUAUUCUUAAAGCUCCCUUUUUUUAUUAUACCUAAUAAAUCAAGGCUAUGCAUCCUUGUCUGAGAUCUCAAAAACAUGCGUUAUUGUAAGUGACCAAAUAAUUACGCUCGAAUAAAGGCCAAUUAUGGCUACGGCUCAACUAAGAGGCAGCUCCUGAAGGCCAAUGAGGCUAGAAACGUGUAGGUUGCGUCGGCAAAGUAAUGUCCAACAGAAAUCAUUACAUAAAUUGCUAUUUAUAUAAUUUAUUCAGAAUUUUAUCACUGAAUAUCAACACGUCCCCAAUGCGUUUUUUUUAGAUGAAAUCAAAGUAAAUACUGUGGGGAAAUCUUAAAUACAUUAAGAAGCUACCUGGUUGUACCCCUGCCAAAUUAGAACCUUCCACUGUAUAAUAUUACGCAAAAGCUUCAGACGAUAAACGCAAGUAAAAAAAGGCAAAAAAAUAAAUCAGAAAAAUAUCGAAUGAUUUUUUUCGAGAUACGGGAUGGAUGAAUGAAUGGAUGGAUGGAUAGAGAAAGGUUGUUGUUCACUGCACUAACUCCUAGCCUCGAGGUGGCUGGGUCUAUGAUGUAUUGUUUAUGAACAGCACUUGUUUUUCCUUUCAGCUAACCUUUCGUUUCCCUAAUUCAUUUUUUUCACAUCCAUGUCGUGCAUUUGGUUCAAUAAGUCAUCUCCUGCAAUCAAUUCCGAUCCCCUCCGGAAAAGUAGGAGUUGGUUGGAAUUUUGCACUUCUCGCACACUAUUAACCCUAUUCAGACCAGGAGGGAGGGGCUUUUGAUAACUUCAUAAACGUUCAAGCUAUGUCCACCAAACUUAGCGACUUCGCCUAAAGUUUAUCUGGGAACAUUUUAAUGUCGUCGUGACGUGUACAUUAACAUUCAUGUUACCUUGGCAACCGAGUUUUGAGAGCCAUGUUUUUCAAAAUUGGCAUUUUCUAUAGAGAAUAGGUUUUAUUUCUAUUUUUACUGAUUGAAUUAUUAUAUUACUCUUAAUUUAGCAUUAUUUUAUCAAAGUUAUUGUAACUUUCAAUGAAAUCCAGUCUUUUUAGUGACUAGCUUGAGAGUCUUAAAGUAAAAUGGAAUACAUAUAAAUAAUUCGAAUUGGCGGAUCCAAGAUGGUGGAUGCUUCCACUUUUUUUUAUUAACUAACAACGUCAUCAUGACGUCAUGCUGUCCUUAAAGAUCAUUUUUGUGUUAGCCAACUUCCUUGAUUUUAUCAGAGACCUUACUAUUAAUUUUAAGCAUUCUUCGCUUUUUAUCUACUUUGAGGGAAAUUUGGAUUCUAUCAAUAAAUUCAACAAAAUGCCGUCAUAAUGACGUCAGAUUACGUCAUUAUGUCAAUCAAGCUAUGCCCAGUAGUUGGAAAUAAUGAGUACAUUAUUGUGUGUGAUUUUGUUGGCCGUAGGAUGGGUGGUUUUGAAGUUCUAGAGGGUGGCCUCGUCGACCCCCACCCCACUGUCGAAGGAAGCAAAAAAAGCCAUGUCUGAAUAGGGUUACGUAAUGAUUGAUUCCUGAUAUUUUACAUAGAGUAGAAAUCUAAAUAUGUCCACGACCAGCAAAAAUUACUUUAAUUUGUUAUACCCAUGCUUACAUUUUUACAGAUUUCAUCAGGAAGUCCUUGCGGCAACCUUAAGGAGUACGUACUUGAUAGAAAAUGCAAGGGGGAAGAAAUAAUCUCAUUUCUUUCCCAGGUGGCGUCAGCCCUUCACUACCUUCAUAUUAACCAUAUCGUGCACGGUGAUCUUCAAGCUGAGUAUGUGAACGUAGAAACACCACAAAAGGUACGCGUACCCACCAAUAGCCAUUUUAUUUCUCAACAACUAAAGAUUCAAUCCUUUUGGUGCGUGUUCUUAAUGAGUUGAACAAAAACCUUUAUUUGAUACCGGUUCUCUCACCUUUGUCCGCCUUAAACUCCUAUCGCAGCAAAUCAGGUUGUAUCAAAAUUGUUUCCUCGGUUCACACAAAAUAAGAAUGAUCCUGAAAGAUACUCCUGGAUUGUAGGGAAUACUCCUCCCCCCUCCACCAAAAAAAGAAAAAUAGACAAAAAGAGGGUUUUAUUCGUACCCUUUAGACAUUAAAAUGUGUACAUAUCGUGCCACGCAGAUUGCAAAAGUCGAAAUAUAUGAUUACGGCAUACAUAAUGGAGUACUGAGCCAUAAAAAAUUAUGGGAACUGUUUUUGAUCAAUUAAACAGUGGUAGGUGCUAGAUAUCGAAGACUUUUGGUGCCUAGUUAUUUUGUUGUUUUAGAACUGGCACCUCUUAAGAUGAAAAUGAAUUUAAGACACUCUCACAACACGAGAUUCUGGUACCUUUUGGGGAUGUUUCGAAACUUUUCGACGAGCAAUCACAUCACUUUUUUUGGUGGAGAACCCCGGGUUUUAAAUCAUAAUUACUUUUGACGCUGUUGCUUGUUCAAAAUAAUCUAUUAUGUUUACAUUCUAAUCAAUAGCGUGCAAUGAAUUUCCUUUCCAGGUGCAAGUUUCUCGCCUGGCUCGCUCCAAGUCCCUUUCGAGGCUUGAUUGUGACGUGACCAGUACCUCUUGUGUUGUACAGGCUGACGUGCCCCCUGAUUCGAUUCGUUGGUGAGUGAUAUGGGAGCUAUACGAAGAAGAGCAAUCCAGAACCUUAAUAAGAAUAACCAAGGUUCUCUUAUUUACCCUAAAGCUCAAUCAGGCUCAAAGGAGCUUUUUUAUCAUCACGCCUGAAGCGAUCUUAUCAAAGAGGAUUCUUUAAACCUCACCGAGAACCAAAGAUGUAGGCCUUAUAUAGCACUCAUCUGUACGUACUUGCCGAAAGGUUCUACGGAUCUAAAGAAAAUGCUUGGAAUGCAGUGCUCGUACCCUCGUCUUGCGUUAUACUUGUGCUGA
Molecule: messenger RNA, 4284 nt
Organism: Porites evermanni
Lineage: Eukaryota; Metazoa; Cnidaria; Anthozoa; Scleractinia; Poritidae
Source: the annotation of a GenBank genome assembly